GCCUACUUGCACACACAACGAUUUUGGUCGGCCGGUAAAAUAUCGACCAUUUUUUAUCGGUAGGCUCUGCUUACAUACGGUUUCUUACCGGUGCAGUGCUGAUUUCCAAUAUUAUUUUUAAUGAAUCCCCAACGAGUUGUUGCAAUAUGGUUACUAUACCAGAGUAUGAAGCGUCGUAGAAUUAAGCGAAAGUUCUGGACCAUUUCUUUAAGAUCCUCAUUCAGUUCGCAGCAAACUUAGCUCCAUGCUUCUCUAGUAGCCUUUCUGCC
This is a messenger RNA of Acanthoscelides obtectus, 269 nucleotides long. The record is from the annotation of a GenBank genome assembly. Lineage: Eukaryota; Metazoa; Arthropoda; Insecta; Coleoptera; Chrysomelidae.